AUGCUCGAGUCAUUCUUGCUGCCGUACUUCAACACGGCCCUUUCUGCGGUGUUUGAGGACCUUGAGCCUCACCAGCUAUACGCAUCUAUUUUGGGGGGUAGCCUGGUCUUGCGAAACCUGAAGCUGAAAGCAGAUGCUUUGGCAGCGCUUUCCAUACCGGUGGACGUAACAUAUGGGCAUAUAGCGAAGCUCGAGGUGAAAGCCCUGCGGGACCAGCAACGAAACCUCACUCUCUUGACGGACGAAUGUUUGACGUAUGCUCGGGAAGAAUCAGGUCUUCCCUCUGUACUGCAAAGAGCAGUGUAUGCCAUUAUUCAACGAAUCCAGUUGUCAGUUAGCAGGUUGGAAGUGAGAUUGGAAGACACGGAAACAGCACCAGGGCAGCACUUUGCUUUUGGUUUACGAGCAACGCGCCUGUAUAACGUUCGGUGUGAUUCCAACUGGGAAGCAGAGGGCCAGUCUUCCGCAGCAAUCCUCGCAACGUCCAACAGCAGCGCCGGUCAUCCUCCAGCCUCAAAUACUAAUUCUUGUCAGAGUUGGUUUGACUGGCUAAAAUCUUUUGGGGGUCGCCAGGGAAACAACGAGUCCCCUGAGAAUAAGAUUCCAGAGUCAUUCCACUUGAAGACGGUAAUGGAAGGCGCUUGCAUAUAUCUAGACCCCAUCAAUAAUGGCCACGAGCAAGCCUCGUGGAUUCCUUUCCCAGCCUUGUACAGAGCAGGGAUAACUGAAGACCUGCAGAGGUACCUUGUUCUGGAUGACCACUCUUCUAAUGCAAAAGAGGUUACAGCUUGGUCCGUUAUUAGAAAACCAGGGCAAGGCGAGGGCCAAGGCACUGCGUCUGUCGUGCCAGUAAGCAGACUCAGGCAAACUGUGUUGGGUAGAAAAAUGCGGAGCGCUGCCAAAUCUGGCGAUUCCGCAUCCACAUCAGAUGAAAAACGGCCACAGGAAGUAGGUAGCAUAAAAAACGGUGAUGCAAACUCUAGUCCUCCUGCUCCAUUGGGGGCACCCCAAGCUACUGAAGCAGGCUCGCCUAAUAAUCAUCAGCAGGACAAGUCACCUGAAUUUAUUCGAUUUAGCGACUUGUACUGCCCAGAGGUGAUGUGGCAAAUUGCCAAUCGUACAGCUCCCCAUCAUAUGUACAUUCUAAAGCCAGGAGAGGUGGAACUCAGAGUGAGAUGCGUACAGCGACCUACAGCUCCCUCUCCAGGGUGUGAAAAAACCUUCUUUCGUCCUUUUCCAACGGCUUCGCACUUGAGGUUAGCAGGCGAUGACGGCAAUAGUGGGACUUCCACAGCGAAGGCAGGGGCAACGGCCGAACUUGAGGAGGAGCCACUGCCAGCACUCACCAUCAUUGUCGUCUCUCGGAAUAGCCUUUUGCAGCUUACAACGUUUCAGGUAGCCUGCCUUUUCCGUUGGGUACACUAUGCUGUCAUCUUAUACCAAGAGGUCGUCUCAGGCGUCUAUGCGGAAUGCCUAGACCUCACACCAACAGAAGAUGAAAUGGCGAAUUACCGGUAUGCCUGGCGCCGCCAUCUCGUGCGCUACGCUUUGAGUGCCACAAAUAGCGGAAAGGCGCUUAACGUGCAAAUAAGGGCAGGGCAAAGUAGAGCAGCAUUUACCCCUGCGAGCGGUGUGGAAGAAAGGGACUGGGAGGCGGAAGGAGCUGCUGAUGAAAAGCUUAUUCAAGAAUUCGAGGCAAAGUAUUGGCCAACAGUAAUUCUUCCCUUGCGGCAGUUGGCGCUUCAAGACCUAAAGCAGAAAGUCUGCCUCGCUCAGACUCCUCGUGUCGCCACCCGCUCCCAGCAACAAUUCACAGUAGGUGGUGACAAAACAAUUUUCUAUCGAACGUUGGAAGGAGGACAGUCACUAGGCGGGGCAUACUGCAGUGAUGCUGAUGCUGCAGAACGCAUCAUUGCUUCUUCUAGUAAUGAGGCAGAGACUGACCCAGUGCAAGGGCUAAUAGAGGAAAUGGCAGACGAAGUGUCUGUGGCUUCUGAAGCCGAGCUACAGAUGAUUAAAUGCAUAGAACAAAUGCAGCCUUGUCGGUUUUCCAAGAGCGUCCAGUUCGUCGUGCAUUUUUAUGCUCUAGAGGUGACACUAGCCGCUGCGUACGAAGCCCCUGCAUGCAUACGUGUAAAAUUUGAUGAGCUAUAUACCCACAGUGCAAUGUACUAUGACCUGCGCAUGCAAAUGGUUGCUGCGUUUGAGGGUGUCCAAAUCACUGACAACCUGAUGCCCAACUUAGUCCAUCGUCGGGUGCUAGUCAGCCAGUCGUGUACAAAAUCCCAGACGGAAGACCAUACGUUAGCUGAAGCAUGGAAAGGGCCGACCAGGGACACUCCCACUAAUGCUCUGCUCCCUUCGUACGGAUGUGCGAGUUGUGGGUCUAAGCGUAUUCAUGGAACGCCUCCGUUAUCGCCGCUUCAACCAGUUAACACUGCAUGCAUCCUAGACUGGAGCAUGAACUGCGUACGCCAAGGCGGAUGUGCAUUAGAAUAUUCGAGGAAAGAAUGCGAAGGCGAGAUGCGCGCUAGUCAGGAGGCCCCUGCAGGAGGGUGGCUACGCAUUGACAAGUCCUAUGUGCCUCUAGAAGGUAUCCCGGAUAUACGCUUAUACCUUCAGACACAUGGUUCGCUCCUUUGCACAAUAACACCAGCUGCACUAGCAUAUCUUGUCGAGGCUCUACAACAACCAGUUCAUAUGGUGGAAGGAAGCAGCAUUCUGGAGGCAGCUAGCAGAGAAGUCCAAGACGCAUUGCACAGAAAUGAACUAUUUCUGUCCCAGCUGCUUAUUGGGGAAGUUGACCACCCAACGAUUGAUGUAUGCGUGGAUAUCCCGGUUUCACACAAGUUGCUCGUUCCCUUUAGCCAUGAGAACUUGCAGUGCCGUGGCGUCCUCUUUCAGUCCGGAUUAGUGUCGGUUGAUAGCCGCUUAAAACGGCCGGAGCAACAGCGCUUUGCACCCGGUCACACAUGCAUUAGCAAAGCCUACGACAGAUAUUCGAUCAUGAUUACGGGGGCCUGCUUGCAGCGAGUAAUAAAUUGCCAGCAGGUUGGGUGCGGCCAGUCUGCCUUCCAAAUCGUCUCGCCUUCUCUGUUGAAUGGGAAAACAAACAAUGCAAAACGAUCUGCAGGAGCCUUAGCGGAGGUAGGCACAACUGAAAUCGACCCUCACAACCGCUCUUCAUAUGCAGGGCCAAACUGCAGAUGGCGGGAGGAACUCCGGACGAGCUCUGCCGCUGGGCGCCACAGGGAAUCGAUGUGUGACAGCACCGACAACCGGGUAGAAAUGGUUGACGGGCCAGUGACUUACGAAGCAUGUGAAACAAAUGACCGGCUCGAAACCUCAGAAACCAUGGAGGAGAGUGGAAAAACCUAUAUUAUGUGGCCAAUAGGAUUAGUUGCGAACAUUGACGUCUGCAACAAUCUUCAUAGUCUUACUGACUUACCCGCGUUCUCAAUAACCUUCCAAGACCAAGACUUCAGUGGCGUUUGUAUUACGUUGACAGACAAGGAUAUCGUGGCUUUCACCGGAUUCCUCGCACAAGCGCAAGCUGUGCUGGAGAUUGUUGUUCCAUUGUGGAAUGCACCAUUGGCGGCUGAUGACAACUUGGAUACCCAUUCUUUCUCUAGCACAAGCUCCGCCACGUUGAAGUCAUCGGAGCAGGGGGAUUCAUGCACAACGGAAAUCCACUUGCUUGAGUCUCUUUCAAGUAUCAAAAAGGAUCGAGCGCUUUGGGGGAGAGGGGCAGCAGACAUAAUCCGGCUUUAUAGCAAUCGCGCCAAUCGUAGAACUGUACGUGAUGCGACGGCCGGAGGCCUAAGCGAUUCCUCUGGAAGAGGGAGCAUGGACUACUUAAGCAACAUAGAGAAAAGCUCUGCCUUUAGGCGAGUUGCAUUUUAUCUCCAUCGCAGUCUACAUAACUCUGGCGUUCCCGGGUCAAACCACCCAAUCCUUCGUAAGCGUGCCGAGCACAUGCUCUCCACUACCCGCAUACGGCAAGCUGGACCGAGAUUCCCUGACAGGGAACCAUCUUCGCUCGAAAAUACCAGUAGCACAAACCUGCAGCCCGUUGAGCUCAGCUGCAACCCAAUGCUGCGGCGGUCUUCUUCGUUCGAGGAGGUGGAUUGCAAAUGCGGCAAUUGCCUUGAACUGGAGAGCGAAUUCAGUCGAAGCGUAUUGCGUAAGGAUGAAACUCUAGAAGCGCCUCCAGCAGCGCAACAUGCAACUCAGCAGGGUGCUGCGAACGGUCUAAUUGGAUUCGACGUAAGAUUGGGUCUGUCAACUCUCGAAUUUCGACUUUGCAAGGAAGAAGGCACAGUUGUUCUUGCGGCCAGAGGCGCAGCUGAACAUGUGGCUAGCUCGACGGGGAAACGCCCAAGGAGCCUCGGCAACAAUGUACUUGUAAAGUGCAUUGUGGGCAACUCGCAAAUCCGGCUGAGUUGUCCAUCUCAGAGCACAUGCACCGCUUGCAUGGCAACCUUAGAUGAGGUGUACGUUUCCCUUGGACGCCCCGUUUCGGCUGACCCACCUGAGCUUGUCCUUCCUGAAACUAGCUGGGGAAGCUAUGACUAUUCGAGAGGAAUGAGCGAUGCAGUCGUCGGAGACAAACACUAUCAACGCACUUGUUUUUCACGGCGCAUUUCGACUGCCGAAGGCUGUGUAGCAAGUGGGCCAGCACAUAUGGGCCACUUGCCUACGAAUUCAGAUCCGCGUGGCCUUUGCCCUUCAACGUUUUCACUUCAUCAGUCUUGGUUCGCACCGCUGUUCCAGUUUAUGCCACCCUUGAAUAUUAACCCCACCGAUGUUGAGCAAGCUGCUGCUGACGUUGCCACCGCCCUUUCCGAAGCUGCAAAUUCUCAUGGCCAAUCUUGUUCAAGGGUAAUGCUACCUUCUGCAACUGUCUUGGCGCUUCGACGAGCAUUUGCGAGCAAACGGUUGAGGAUAACGACUCGCUGGAUGUUCCCACCUCCGUAUCCAGGAGAGCGGUAUCGCGAUGAUGACAGAACAGAAAAUCCAGAGUCACCGUGGGAAGUGGAAGAACAACAGUCCAGAUACACUCCACUACUUAGUGGCAGGAUAUGUGACGAAAGUAGCACUUCGCAAGAUACCAUCAGUGGCGAAACUGCUGCGAACGCUGCUGGACAGGCCAAUUUGAGCGUUUCCCCCCGUAGUCUCUACUCGCACAUCAAGAGCGCUGCAGAGGAGGAGGUGCUGGUCGAGGACCUGGUGGGAGGCCGAUACUUUUUCAUACCUGCUUGCUUGCACGCAGCGAUAGUAUCGAAGAAAGCCUGGCAGGCACUAGCAACGAAAGCGCCAGCUGUUUCCGUUGAAGCCUCGUUGUGCCUUAAAGCGCUUAUAUAUUCCUUGGAUCUCCGAUGCACCCCUCUCAGGGUAACGCUUGACUGGGGGGUUCUUUCAGAACUUAUCGGUCUUGCAGAGGGAGUUGUCUGCGAGGCUAGUAAAAGCUAUGCAGCAGCUACUCCACGGUCUGCGGCUGCACCGAAUGCGGCGGCCAAAUUUCCCGUUAAUCCGCCUCCAUUUCAGCGGCGUAACCUCGGUUGCGUGUCUUUUGAAAAGGACGAGCCUACUGCAGGGCUUGCAAAUAAAAACGAGAAAGACGCGCGUAGCAAGUGGAAUAGUGAUAGUCUGGACGUUGUCCUUUUUAUGCAAAAUGGUGGCAAACUUCCAUGGAGAGUCCGGGUUAGCAUGCUUAUCGAUCACUGCGAUGUGGUUUUGCCUACCAGCACGCCUUCGCCGUAUUCCAGCUGUCCCCUAUCCCCAACAUUUUUUAGUGAAGCCCAAAUGAUGUGGGCGGAGCAAAUUCCAAGCCUAAUUACGCGGCAUCCAACGCGUCGAAGAAGUCUUUUGGAGGCGCCUCCAGUAUCUCGAAGACUUCAGUCCCACAGCACUGGUUUAGCGCUGCACCAAGACUCCAGUUCCAUGGCAUUGUGCGGGCUGGACAGCGUUGAUGGCUUCCCCGCUUCCUUCAGGCAAGGCGGGCGAAACAAGGGAGCAGAGACGGACACACCGUCAAGAGAAGGGACCCACGAUUUAUUGGAGGCAAUUCUAGCUACAGCACCUCCUCUUUACGUCCUUUCCUUUUCUUUUGCCACUUCCUUUUAUUCGGAGUGCCACUCACUCGUACAUGCUGGGUUGACAGCUUCUUGUCAAGCAGAGCCUGGAUGCUCCCAAGAGGUAGUGAGACCUACCAGAGUGCAAAAAACCGUGAGGCUCUUGGGAAACAUAAAUCAACUACGGGCGGAACUAUUGCAAGGCACAGGCGGCCCUGACAAAGCUCUGACUCAUUUGGUUGAACUACUGCAGAGGGCAUUGGGGCUACCUGAGCCAGAAAGCGUAGGUCGCCCACCCCUUGGAGGUUGCUUGAGGCCCACAGGAUUCGGAGUUCCGAACGUGUCUCCCUUAACGCUUCUCGAUGGCCACCGAAUUGCACGUAACCUGUCUUGCACCGCUACGAGGGAAAGAUCUGCUUCUUUAACAGCAUCGCAACUAUUUGCUGAUCCCGUUAUAGAGCCCCGCUCAACAUGCGGUUCCAGCCAACCUAGUAGGGGUUUCCGCUCCACUAUGGAACCCAGCCGCAAAGGAAGGGUUGGUAAUCGGGCAGUGAUCACUGUACAAAGGCACGGGAUCAUUGAUGGGUGUCGCUGCCGAGUGACAGCCUGCUUCAGGACGGCAGAAUCGAAGUGUGCGGAAUGCAUUUCUACCGUGGGACGAACGGAGCAAACUCCGUCGCGCAGCUUGCCGGAUGGAACAAGCCUAGAAAAGGUUACUGGUGCAGGAUUGACAGAACCAAGAUGCUGCGACGCAACAAAUGCUUACAGACGGAGACCAAACUACUUCGAGAACAACGGAGAAGUAGUAGUCGAUCUGGAGCCUCUGGUGCUUCUGCAAAAGCUUUUUAUGCCAGCUCCUCCGACAGCCUCAUCGCCGCAAAUUGAAACAGCAGGGACGCACUUUGGGACGAAGUAUGCUGACGUAUGUGCCAAACUAUCAGAAGUAAAUGGCACGACGACAACAGCUAGCAAGCGUCCGCGCAUCUGCGUCACUGCGGAGCCAUCUGGUGACGCAGGAGCACCAGAUGACCAUCGCCAACAGCCACGUCUGACAACGCCUUGCCGGGUUCAAAAAAAUGGCGAAGCACUGCUUGCCAACGCCAGUGUUGCUGCUGUGUCAUCACCGGAGAUUGCAGGAAAAGUGCAAUCUUCUUUUGAAACCGCAGAAUCUUCGUUUUCUUCCUCCGUUAUCGAGGGUUCCGUCCCUAUUGCGGACGCAAUACAAGGUGUGGGAGUCAAUGAAGGCUUUGGCGAAGGCACUAGAGGCAGCUCGCCGGUCUCAGAAAGCAAAGGAAAAAACGCUGAAUGCCAUGUGGGGUCUAGGCAGCGUACACAUGCCACACUUGAAGAUAAUACGCAGGACAAGGAGGAUACAGGAAACACCUUGUCUUUGUUUUGGAAGUUAGUAAACUCUCUUGGCGCCGUUCUUAUCCUGAAAAUACAGAUGGAGUGCAUCCAAUUUGAAAGCCCCUCUCUGCAUUUCACCGUGGAGGACCUAGAAGUUCGCUGUGGUCUCGACUUCUGCAGGUUCCCUCGCUUCCUUGAAGCGUCCCAUCUUAAGGCGGCCCCAGAAAGUUACACGUACAUGAGGAACGCCAAACGAACGCGACAGAGGUCGGUAGCUGCCCGGCUUUCACUGAAGCGUCUUCCACCAGAAGAAGCCACUCUCCCUAUGCCGCAGGCGUCGCAGGGAAGGCAGCAAUUCGGACAAGCUGCACUCAAAAAGCCUACAAAGCUACCAGUAUCUCCAAGUGACAUGACCAAGGGAGAUGCGAGGGAACAGAAGGAAGUUUCGCUAGGCAUUACGAUGAUGUUCUCUGCCGAAGCUCUGCAUAAGGAAAGAAUAGCCCUUGAAUCUAUCGUGGAACCAUGCCAAUGCUCCGUGGACCUUCGAUAUACUCCAGGGGAUCUUCUGCUAAAGACGCUAUCAACUCACCCUCCAGCAGAGAAAGGCGCAAGCCAUUUCACAGGGCGGCCUACAGUGUUAAAGAGAGCAAAGUCUGUAUGGGCGUCCGGGGCACAUGUGAAGGAUUCCAGAGCAAGAGAUGGACAGCAACGUUCCUUUCUCUUAAACCCCAAGCUGGAGAGGAGGACAAAAUACAUGCAAAACAGCCUGAGCUACCGUGCUUCGGAGGUGGACUCGGCAGCUGCCGAGGCAAGAAAAGGCCUUGAGACGCAGGCCCAUGUCUACCAGUGGAUGAAGGAUGCCAGUAGUCGCAGUACAAAACUUCAGCAGCUCGCGAAGACUUGGGGCAAAUACGGGACAGAGGUCUGCGCAGAAGUCUACUGCUCCUGGAUUAACGUGACAGCAGCGCCUUUCCUCAUGGACGCAGUGCUGGACACUGCUAACCUCAUCGAGGCAGCUCAGCGAGCAUUGCAAGAACAACUCAGCAAAGUAAACAUGACAGGCCUGCUAUUACUUGUCCACAUCCCGAAUCCAGAAAGGCGAACCCCAGAGGCACAGGGAGAGGAAAGCAACUCGCUAAUGCUGGAUCACCACCUCGUGACAGAUGGUUUUGGCAUCAUGCGCAGAAGAGCUUUUGCAACGAUUCCCGUGGCAGCAAGGGAUUCUUCAUCAACUACUUCACAAGGCGCUGGAGAAGAUGAGCACAACUACAGCAAUUCCUUGGACGGAAGCUUAGACAAUACAGCCGCCUGUGACAACCAGUUCAACACUUCACCCGGAACACAGGCAGCCACAGAAAAUAUGACUGGAGGGUGGAGGCCGGUGUAUCAUGGCGAAAGCUUACAAAUACCUUUAGACGACCACGGGCAGACCAGGAAGGUGGUGGUCCGCCUGCAAAUUGCGGGGUCCGAAUUUGAGAUAGAUGACUUGAGCCUCGAUGGGACCCAAGUGUCCGUCUUUCCCCAUCCUGCCAUAGCUGUUCGUGACACGCCUGCCGAAGGCUCUUCAACUGCAUCCUCGAGUUAUUCCGCCGACGACCGGCAGAACGUCGAGGAACCAAAAGGCCGUUUAACGUCCUUAAGAAGACAUGUGAGCCCGAAGGAAAACGCAGAUGAAGGAAAUUUCCCGCGCUCCCCCGUCAGCGCGGAAUCGUCCGCAGCAGAGCCAUUGGUCCACGGAGACCUCCAAACCACCGCAUCACACGCACAUCCUGAUGACAGCAGCGAAGGUAUCUCCAGCCAGACGCCCUCAAGGGAUGGAAGAUCUGCAGACGAAGACGCAACCGUCUCGUCUUGCUGCCCAUUGAGCAUUCAAGAACAUGGGGGCGUCGCACACGUUCCUUUAUCUUGGAUCCUUCCUAGAGCCGUUGCGGCACACAGACUGGGAUACUUGGGCUUAGACAGAACCUGCGAGGGUUCCUUUUCGGAACCCCGAGAGUCCUCAGCGAAGCCGGACCCACUUGCCUCUAGCCCCAAAACCGAGGGUAAGCCAGCCGCAAAAUCUACCGACGCCAUUCCACAAACCUCCAAUUCUCCAUUCUUCUGGAGGCAAAAGAACCUGACAGACCAAAAGAACCGUGGAGCAGCUGUGAUGACUGUCCCCUUAACCAGCAUUAAGAUACAUGGGAAGGUUUCUGGGGCUCGUGGCCUACGGGCGGCCUCGUCGGAAGUCGUAGAUGCCUUUCCAAAUUUAUACAAGUGUGCAGUAGAAAAGUGGAAAGGUGACAUGGCCGUUGAACCCUUGUAUAUUAUCCCCUCGUCCUGCAUCAUUGCGGCGCUCGGACUAGAAGAAAAUGACUCGGAUUAUAGGAGGACCAACGGCGACGGCAGUAAUCUUCACCCAAAGAGUAGCUGGCAAAGGCUGACGACGGAUUCUAGGAGCUACCUCAUUUCUUUCCUUUCGAACAAGCAAUCCAACCCUCCUGAUUACGAUGCCAAGGGAAUGGGAGCCAAGGUAAAUGACGGAACCUCGCUGUACCACGCUUUUGAUUCCCUGUCCGCUGACUUGUGUACUGUUCUUCCAAAACUUCAGGGCUACUUUGACUUUUAUUCACUUGCUCGCUCUCUCGGAGCAAAGCCUCUUCUGGAGCACGGCACCCUUCAACAAAUUGCGCUGGAAACCAGUCACAGUAUUUUUUCCUUCGACUGCCGGCCCCAGGUUUUGGAAUUUUCCCACAGAUCAACUUCACGCACUGCUGACGCAGAUGCGACUGGUGAUAUCAUCGACAACACCUUGGAACAAUCAACGCAUGUUAAUAUCAACAACGUUGAACCGAGCUCGGUAGUCUCUACUGCAAUUGCCGUUACAGUUUAUGGCCAGUCGCGAGACUUGGUGUCUGAAUCAGACCCGCUUUUCUUUGAAGUGGGGCUCAACGCACCCAUAUGUCUUGGAAAUCGGCUCUUUGAACCUCUUCGGGUGUCAGUUAUCCCCAAUAACUCGGCAACGGUACAGCGGCAUCCUGCAGGAGGUGCAGCUCUGGACCACCAGGAACGGUUGCUCCCUUAUGCAGGCAUCCCCGCGGGGGGUGACGUCAAUAUCCAAAGGGCUGCUAGCGGGAUUGCGUUCGAGUUGGAGACCACCGCUUGUGGGUCGGAAUACCGGCAUAUUUAUGAGUCCAAGCCUUUGUUGUUCGAUUGCCAUUCGCCGGCUCCUGCGAGUGCGGUGGACCUUGCAGUAUGCUUCGUCCGGUCUCGUAUCCUUGAUAGCUCUGGAAACAGAAUACAACAACACUCAGCAGUGUACCGGCACGUUUCCAGGCAUCAGCCGGCAGAGUUUUCUGUACAGGCUGAAGUCCUGGGAUGGGUUCAGCAAAGUGCCAGUUCCUCGAGUGUCGGAUCAUGUGAUAGUAAUUCAUCUGCAUGCGACUAUGCGGGCCUAACGAAUAUCAAGAGGCACAUGUGGUGCACAUGCGUGAGAAUGAUUCGGAUAUUUGCACCCUUCUGGUUGGUUAACCGGCAGCCUGAAGCUCUGGUUGUGUCAUACUGCCGCCGCCCAAUUCAGUAUUUGCCUUCCUUCGACUGGAGACUCCUGGGGGUGCCUUCGCAAGGCAAAGCAUAUCUCGCUCUUGGAAUUGCUCCUGAUGACGAGGCAGCUCACCUUCUUGCGCAAAAAGACCCCACGAGCCCAGCUCUGGCUGAAGAUAUCAAGGCUGCGCGUUCAAGGAGGGGGACAAGCGCAAAGUUGAGUCCCCCAUUUCGCGCUGACAUUGUCGGCCGUCCUACGACCGUUUCUGUCCACAUGCAGACUUUAGGGGAGGCUCCCUACAGGGAGAGUUCGAGAAAAUCGCGUCACUUUGGAGUAACCGUGGCCUUGGCUCCCCCGCCCUUCUCCCGCUCCAGAAUAAUCAGCGUCCACAGCCGCUUCAUACUCAAGAAUUGCCUUGCAAGUGACAUGUGGGUAAGGGAGACAAAUGGCAAUGCUCCCCCUCUUCGUCUCGCUCCAGGGUGUCAAUGCGCAUUCCAUCCGCAGGCUUUAGGACCCCGUGGCGAAGCCCUCAUAUGCAUCACCAAAACGGACCCUGCAUUCAUUGAAAACCUUGCAAAAACAGAUGCAGCUGCUACCAUGCGUCCAGAGAAUUCGCAUCCUGAUGGAAUUCCAAAGGCCCAGACUAUAGAAAGGGUUGUGUGGUCUUCCCAGCUGUCGGUUUCCCGCAGCGCCUCAUUUCAAAUUCGUUUGAAAACACCAGGAGACUCUUUGCUUGGCUGUGGGGGGUCUACCCAUCGGCACUUACCUCGAGGUCUAUUUGCAAAGGGCGGCAGGGCCCUGUCGUGGGAACACCACAACAUUCAUAUUGGCAUUCGGUCUCUGGAGAACGCUGCAUAUGCUGUGGUGUUCAGUGAACCUUUAGCCUCUGAGUACCUUUUGGUUAACAACACUAACCACAUAAUUGCUUUUGCGCAGAGUGGCAUUCGAACUAAACACGUUUGGGAGGUCCUAGACAGGGGCAACCAAGUCGAUUACGCAUGGACGGAUCCCCAGCGUGAAAGAAAGUCCCUGCGGUUUUCGUUCUGGGAUCAGAACCAGAAGGUGGUGAAGACAUGCGACAUUGCCCGAGUUCGAGUCCACCGACCUCUAACUUUGCCAAAUUCAAAAGAAAAAAUUUAUUUUGUUACGGACGUUCGCGGCAGCAGGAGGCGAGUGACUGUCACACUCGAUGAGCCUUCUGCCUCAAUGAAGAACGCUCUCGGAGCACGCAAAGUUUGGAAGAGUUUGCAGCAUGACCUUCUCAAGAUCCGCCGAAAGAAGGUGCAAAACCCACUAGAGAGAGAGACCAACGCAUGCACCCUAACUCAUCCCUAUUCACUUGCUGAUGCAUGCACGUCAGUUUCUGAAAGUAGGAAGCUGACUGUUCCCAGUGGUGAGCGACAGCUUUUGGUGACGGCUCGAGAACCGAAGAUAGGGGAAGAAGAUGAAACUGCACUAGGUGUCCCGUUCAGCCUAGCAACUCUUCCCAAAGAUCGGCCGCCUCAGCGUAAAAUGCUUAGGUUUCAGAAGAGGGAGAUGUUGGGACGCAAGCUACGGAUUAGCGCCCUUGCUUGCGGGGGGGAGAGCUCCUCCGGGUCCUCCCUGCUUGCUGAAGAUACAGUAGCUCAUUCAGAGCCACGUGCGCCAACAGGAUCUAGUGAGUCUCAUGGGACAGACUCGAGGGAAGCCCGAACGCCAGUGUCCUCGACAUCAAGCGAGAUGAACCAAGUUGACGAGCCAUGCAGAGACACUUCGCUGCCGGAGAUGGGCUUUUAUGGGGGCAUCUUUAUUCAAGGAUUUGGCAUGUCCUUGGUAGACUCCACUCCUCAUGAACUCGCAUAUUUCUGCGUGUCGGGAAUUCGUUUUGAGGUGGGGAGACUCCAUAAAGCAAGCGUACACGACAUCCGCUUCUCGAUAAAAUCCCUUCAGAUAGACAACGGCGUUCCAGGAGCUCAACACCGAACGAUCGUGAGGCAUGCAACACUGGAAGAACGGGCGGAACGGCAUGGAGAAAGCAAAUUAGUCCUUUCAGGAGAUGGAUCCAUGGCAGGAGGUGCCUCUGAAGGCAUGUUAUGUUCCGUUCCUAAGCCUGUUACAGCGUGGGAUCCAUUGGAAGAUGGCGAAGGGGAGGAUCAAAGUCCCUUUUUCCGUUUUCAGCUAGGUGGCCAAUGGAGGGAUGAGGCGACGCUGCUAGAUUAUGUUGAUGUCGAGCUUGCACCCAUAGCAGUACACGUAGAGGCGGACACUACAUCUGUGCUCCUUCGCUUCCUUAUGCAGCUGGUACAAAACCGGACCUUCUUCCUCCUGUCAUUGCAAGAGCACAACAUACAGUUGGUGCAAGACGCAGCUGCAAAUAAUGUCAACACUUCUGGGUACCAGCAGCUCCGAGCCUUCCCGCAAACCACAGUUCCCGUCGCAGCUAGCCUUAAGCCUCUGUACAUCCAUGAACUUGCGAUACGGCCUAUGCUGAUCAUCUUCUCAACUCGCUCCCAACGCCUGCAGAGGGGACGCGCUACCGCGGGCCACGGAGACUUGGUGGCUAUACGCCAGUUCCAAGUUCUUGGUGAUCGAAUGACUGACAUAACGAAUUUCCCAAUGAAGUCCCGACUCCUUGCUCAGCAGUGUGUUUUUACAAAUGCUGAGCAGCUCGUGACUGACAUAGGAUAUUCGUACAUUCAGCAAUGCAUCUGGCAGCUCCACAAACUGGUUGCGUCGAUAGAUGUAAUCGGAAACCCUCUUCGCCUAAUCACUGGAGUUUCUUCCAGCUUGCGGCUCGCCACUGCGCAUCAAUCUGACGAGGCUUCGAUUGCUGAGCCAAAAACGUGGAGGGCGAUUCACUGCGUCUCAACAUUGGUGCUCAACUUCGCUAGCGAAUUUUUUACCUCCAUUAGCAACAUAUCUGGCGGCCUUGCAAACCUUUUGAAAUUGUUGGGCCUCACAGAUCUACAAGGUAUUUUAUCAAUUUGGCCCGAAUCCAUUAGGGUGCCCCGUGCGCGGAUCGAACGGCCAGAAACAUUGCUGGAUGGCAUAUAUGCUGGUUGCAUCGGAUUUGUCCAGAUAGUUGGAGGAUCCGUACUUGGCAUAAGGGACAUUUGCGACCACAGUGCACUAGAAUACGGCCUUUGGCGGUUUUGCACGGACACUGCACAGCGAAUAGUAUUUGUUCUAACUUCUCCCGCCGUUGCAAUUCUCGUGUUCGUCGCAGCUGUUGCUGCAGGAAUCAGCAGUGCUUUGCGGCACAAAUCUGUAAUUGAGAAAACCCGACCACGCCGUGUGUUUCCGCCAGAAAUGACUGUGUCACAAUACAGACUUCAUACAUCACGUGCCAUGACUUUACUGGAGGCAAGCACGAAAAAGAGCCUUGUGCCAGGGACGUUACAGUCUGGCAUCGUUGCUUACCCACUACCACAAUCCCGCGCGCCCCGCCCCCGCAGGCAACAUCAUGGAGAAGAAAGCAAGAGAAAUCUCGCCAAGGACUAUUUGCUCGUCACUUCCGACUUUGUGGUCUGCCUGCGCGACGGAAAAGCUCAGUGGGUCUGCCGCAAGGAGGACAUUCAGGAAUGUAGCGUGAACAUGCCAGCAUAUAUAUUUGGCGCACUACUCGCCCAACAAGAUCUGUUCGUACGAAAUAGAGAGAAGCCUGAGGCUGCUUAUGCUCCUGAAGUUGAGCCACAUGGAUUGGAAACGCACGAACGAGCUUCUUACGACCAAGGCAGCUCAUGCAUUGUGCACGUAAAAGUUACCAACCAGCUAAGGCUGCCAGAGGACGUCCUUCGCAGCUUCUCAGCGGCAUACAAGGCAUAUCUACGCCACGCCACUGCCAAACGCAGUGUCGUUCAGGCAUUAAGGGACAAUUUCAAGGCUCACUUUGGCGGCAGCGACCCGAGCACCGUUCGCCAUCUUCACUCAAGCCAGGCACGCGUCCCACAUCAGCAAAAUAGAACCGCUGGAACCAGGGACAGCGAUGCCGUCCCUCUACUCGUUGAGGAUAUGGCUUGCAUUCUUUCAAAUGCAAGAAGCGUGCAAGCUAGAAAUGCAGUAGAACGUGGCCAAAGCGGCGACCCCCAAGCAAUGGGCACAGCUUCCCUCGUCAGCCCGUAA
Molecule: messenger RNA, 15045 nt
Organism: Eimeria acervulina
Lineage: Eukaryota; Apicomplexa; Conoidasida; Eucoccidiorida; Eimeriidae
Product: AGAP005082-PA, related, related
Exons: 17
Coding region: 1-15045 (5014 amino acids)
Biological process (GO): protein targeting to vacuole; protein retention in Golgi apparatus
Cellular component (GO): extrinsic component of membrane
Source: RefSeq, a predicted model, not a curated record